CACCAACCUCGCACUUCUCCAACUUAGAAUCCAGGAGAAAGGAGAUGGAUGUGAAGAUGUACAGCCUACGAGAAAGAAAGGGCCAUGUGUACCAAGAGGUCAGCGAGCCCCAGGAUGAUGACUACCUUUAUUGUGAGAAGUGUCAGAACUUCUUCAUCGACAGCUGUGCUGUGCAUGGGCCCCCUACAUUUGUAAUGGACAGUGUAGUAGACAAGGGGCAUCCCCACCGCUCAGCCCUCACCCUGCCCCCUGGGUUGAGAAUCGGGCCAUCGGGCAUCCCUGAGGCUGGGCUUGGAGUGUGGAAUGAGGCAGCUGACUUGCCAGUGGGUCUGCACUUUGGCCCUUAUGAAGGACACAUCACAGAAGAUGAAGAGGCAGCCAAUGGCGGCUACUCUUGGCUGAUCACCAAAGGGAGAAACUGCUAUGAGUAUGUGGAUGGAAAGGACAAAUCCUGGGCCAACUGGAUGAGGUAUGUGAACUGUGCCCGAGAUGAUGAAGAGCAGAACCUGGUGGCCUUUCAAUACCAAAGGCAGAUUUUCUACCGAACCUGCCGGGUCGUCAGUCCGGGCUGUGAGCUGCUGGUCUGGUACGGGGACGAGUAUGGCCAGGAGCUGGGCAUCAAGUGGGGCAGCAAGUGGAAGAGAGAGCUCACAGCUGGGAGAGCGGAGCCAAAGCCAGAGAUCCACCCAUGUCCCUCAUGCUCUCUGGCCUUCUCCACUCAGAACUUCCUCAGCCGACACGUGAAACUCAAUCAUCCCUCUCAGAGUCUCCCGGGAGCAUCUUCAAGAAAACACCCCCAACCAGAGGAACCCUGUCCAGUGGAUCAGAAUCAGCAGCAGCAACAUAGUAGCACACACAGCUGGAAUGAUAAAGCUGAAAGGCGAGAGGUCAAAGAAAGGUCCGCCCCUUUGCUUCAAAAGAUCAGUCAGAGGAGAGUCUCAAGGGCCGUUUUGAAACCCUGCAGGGAACAAAUGGGAAGCUCUAGUGAGUCUGAGCAAAUGAUGCAGGAAGAGCCCAGCACAGGCCAGAGAGCGCAUCCAGAGAGCACAGAGAAAUUAUCUGUGGGAGGGGGAACAUCAAGAAUUGUAGCACUCGGGCAAGGAGGGUGUGGGCAAAGCUUCGACGAUGGGUCACAGCUCCUCACACACCAGAGGACACACUCUGGGGAGAAGCACCAUGUUUGCAGGGAGUGCGGGCGAGGCUUUACACGGAAGUCAAGUCUCAUCACACACCAGAGGACACACUCAGGGGAGAGGCCCUAUGUCUGCAGGGAGUGCGGGCGAGGCUUUACACAGAAGUCAGAUCUCAUCAAACACCAGAGGACACACUCUGGGGAGAGGCCCUAUGUCUGCAGGGAGUGCGGGCGAGGCUUUACAUGCCAGUCACAUCUCAUCUCACACCAGAGGACACACUCAGGGGAGAGGCCCUAUGUCUGCAGGGAGUGUGGGAGAGGCUUUACACAGAAGUCAGGUCUCAUCACACACCAGAGGACACACUCAGGGGAGAAGCCCUAUGUCUGCAGGGAGUGCGGGCGAGGCUUUACACGGAAGUCAAGUCUCAUCACACACCAGAGGACACACUCUGGGGAGAGGCCCUAUGUCUGCAGGGAGUGUGGGAGAGGCUUUACACAGAAGUCAGGUCUCAUCACACACCAGAGGACACACUCAGGGGAGAAGCCCUAUGUCUGCAGGGAGUGUGGGCGAGGCUUUACAGACAAGUCAGGUCUCAUCACACACCAGAGGACACACUCAGGGGAGAGGCCCUAUGUCUGCAGGGAGUGUGGGAGAGGCUUUACACGGAAGUCACAUCUCCUUAGACACCAGAGGACACACUCAGGGGAGAAGCCCCAUGUUUGCAGGAAAAGUUGAGUAAGUCGUUAGCAUUAAAUCGCAUCUCAACAGCCAAAGGACAAAUUAGCCAACACACACUUUUUACCUCAGCUCUGAGGGGACUUCAGAUAAAUGUACUGGCCAUUUACUCUCCCCAAGAGUGUCAUUUGUAAAGAAGUAACUGGCUAAACAAACCCUCCAUUUUCAUAACAAGAGAUAUGGUAGACAAAUAGCUCCUUAAAUGCUAUGGAGAUGUCAACACCAAUCUCCUCCAUGGGAUUUUGUUUUGUUUUGUUUUGCCGCCUGUUCUAAAUAGUUUUAUCUCCAUACAAAUUUGAAGCUCAAAUACCUCAUCCCCCUUAUCAGUGAAAGCAGAUGGUUCCAGGAGGGGCCCAGAGAACCCACACUCUCAGCAACAGAAACUCAGCUCCUGCAAAGGCGUAGUCUGGAAUUGGUCCAGUUAGGGUACUGCCCAGGGAGAGGUAUACAGAAGGGGGAGCCCCAAAACAUGGAAUUUAUUUAUAAAAAACUGUGGAUUUGUUCUUACAUGUUUAAAUUUCAGUCACCUUCUAAGUCUUUUCCAUUUGAUGCAAUACACCUAUCAAGAUGUUUUUUUCCACUG
This is a messenger RNA of Phyllostomus discolor (pale spear-nosed bat), 2451 nucleotides long. RefSeq names its product histone-lysine N-methyltransferase PRDM9-like. NCBI's taxonomy places the organism in Eukaryota, Metazoa, Chordata, Mammalia, Chiroptera, Phyllostomidae. Bases 45 to 1868 code for a protein of 607 amino acids. The record is from RefSeq and is a predicted model, not a curated record. Gene Ontology annotation, cellular component: nucleus. Gene Ontology annotation, molecular function: protein binding; histone H3K36 methyltransferase activity; histone H3K4 methyltransferase activity. Gene Ontology annotation, biological process: positive regulation of reciprocal meiotic recombination; regulation of DNA-templated transcription. The transcript has 5 exons.